AUGGCGUGUCACGGCUUCACUAAUUCAGGAGACAUUGUGGUAGUGUUUGAUUUAGCUCCAGAAUUUGCAGGUGUCCUUUUCGGGUUGACUAAUGGUUUAUGUAGUAUCUCGGCUAUACUCGCACCUUAUAUUGCUGGUAUUAUAUUAGAAAAAAAUGAAGGAGACACGAUUCAAUGGAACUACGUAUUCUAUAUGGCAUCUUUCGCUUAUUUUCUGGGUGGUGUAAUAUUUUUAUUAGGAGCUACUGCACAACUUCAACCUUGGGCUACCAUUAAUACAGACAAGAAACAAGAUAACAAUUGAUUUAGAAUAUAAAUCAAAUUUUAUUUGGAAUGAUAAAAAUUCUGCUUAUAGAAUAAUUAGAAUCACAGGCACGCAGAAUUGUUCUUGCAAGUUACACAGGCACCACUCUUGUA
Molecule: messenger RNA, 416 nt
Organism: Centruroides sculpturatus (bark scorpion)
Lineage: Eukaryota; Metazoa; Arthropoda; Arachnida; Scorpiones; Buthidae
Product: vesicular glutamate transporter 2-like
Exons: 3
Coding region: 1-303 (100 amino acids)
Biological process (GO): monoatomic anion transport
Molecular function (GO): transmembrane transporter activity
Source: RefSeq, a predicted model, not a curated record